AUGUAUCGUCAAAUCUGCGUAUCCUCAAAACAUGCCGAUCUGCAGCGCAUCGUUUGGCGUAGCGAUCCAUCCUUGCCUAUCCAAGACUUUCGCAUGGUUCGUGUGACGUACGGAGUAGCAGCUGCAUCUCAUCUAGCUGUCCGUUCGCUGCAACAGACGGCAAGGUAUUCAUCAAAUGGUUGUGCUAGAGCCGUUAAUGUCAUCCUAAAGGACUUUUAUAUGGAUGAUCUGCUAAGCGGUGCUUCUAGUAAGGAGGAACUUCUGUUGCUGCAGCAAAGGGUGUCCGAAAUACUGCGGGAAGGUGGAUUUGAACUCCGAAAGUGGGCGUCGAACUGCGCGCAACUUAAUGCAAGCAUCUCUAAUGCAGCUGAAAAUAUAUCGCAUUACAUCGUCGACGAUAAGGAUGUCCACGCUUUAGGUCUUAUCUGGAACACGGAGGGAGACUACUUCACGUUCACUGUUAGCUUGAAGCAACCGCCCGUGAGUUUGACCAAGAGAGAUCCCUUGGGGUUGCUUGCACCUGCAACUAUAAAAUCAAAAAUGUGGUUCCAAGACAUUUGGCGCACCAGAGUAGGCUGGGAUGACCUCAUUACUGAGUCCAUUGCAACGAAAUGGUUGGAGCAUCGCAUAGAAUUGCAGCAGCUCGCACACUUGAAGGUCAAUCGCUGGCUCGGUACGGAAGUAUCCGGGUCAUUCACGCAACUGCACGUGUUCGCAGAUGCAUCCGAGCGCGCAUACUCCGCCGUUAUGUACGCGCGUACCUCACAAAGCGAUGGUACCAUUACCGUCGCGCUAAUCUCGUCGAAGACCAAGGUGGCUCCGCUAAAACCGACAACGUUACCACGCCUAGAGCUUUGCGCGGCACAUCUCGCUUCCAAACUGGUGCGAAGCGUGCUACUCAGCUGGCCUGAUCUCCGCUACCCGCUGUUCGCGUGGACCGACUCCACCAUCACGUUGGCAUGGCUGCAGGCGCAUCCCAGCAGAUGGAUGACUUUUAUUGCCAACCGCGUCGCCGACAUUCAGGAAGUCCUGCCUCCUGAGUGUUGGAACCAUGUCCGCUCCGAGCAGAACCCUGCAGAUUGCGCUUCAAGGGGUAUAACUCCCACCGAGUUACUACAUCAUCGACUGUGGUGGGAUGGUCCUGACUUCCUGAGAAGCACUGAGCAAUCCUGGCAGCAAAAAUUGCCGAAACAGCACACGACAGAGUUGGGCAUUCGAGGCAGCGUCUGCGCCCAUGUGACUGGCUCCAGCGAUGACUGGUCGGUAAUAAUGAAGUACUCGUCGUUUUCCAAGCUGCGACGUGUCAUUGCUUACGUUCUACGCUUCUGCUCCAACGCUCGAGCUGAUAGACGUCCCGACGCUACAAAGCGGUUUGGUCCUCCGAGUUGCAGCGAGUUGUCUGCAGCUGAGCUUCGCCUAAUCAGUUGCCUUUUGCGUUUGCAGCCGUUCCUCGAUGAAAACAAUGUUCUGCGUGUUGGAGGCAGACUAAAAAAUGCUGAAGUCACGCCCGACGUUAGACAUCCCAUUAUCCUGCCAAAGAACUGUCCGCUUGCCAAGCUAAUUGUCUGCGAGAUACACAAACUCACCUUGCACGCUGGGCCGCGCGUUAUGCAGACGGUCUUACAACGCCGUUAUUGGGUUGUCGGCGCCCGAAACCUGAUCCGCAACGUAUAUC
Molecule: messenger RNA, 1675 nt
Organism: Rhagoletis pomonella (apple maggot)
Lineage: Eukaryota; Metazoa; Arthropoda; Insecta; Diptera; Tephritidae
Exons: 2
Source: RefSeq, a predicted model, not a curated record